CUGGUACGUGUUUGUCCGCUGUGCGGAAGGCUUUGGAAAAUAGAGGGAAGCAGAUCGUCGGCACUUGUCGGUUGCGCUCUUCCUGCGAAAUCUGUCUGUUGUGUGGUUGUCUGUUUGUGUGUCUGUGUGGAUAGUGGACAGGUACCGUACUGUAACAAAUCAUACUCACAACAACAAUAUAGCGAGCGGAGGACCAUGACGAUACGUCAGAACGAGGAUUUCAUCCAUGAAGACGCCGUUCCUCCGAAUGUGGAGCUGCAAAAACCUGAGGGAUCUGCUUCCGAGUUGGAACUGAUAACAACGGGCAAGGAAGAGCACGACGUAGAAGAACAAGCUGCAGCAGCGGUAGUAGAAGACCCUCCUCCUCGACGACGGAGCAGUCAAUUCUCAUCCGUGAGUGUCCAUGAAGGCGACAGUGACUCUGUUCGUCAAUGGAAGUCAUCGCCCUUUGCCGUUGGUUUGGUGCCACGGACUUGGCAAGAGGAAAUGGACCCCGGCAGAGAAGAUAAGUCUUCCAUUCCUCUCAGAAUAUCGGGGCUCGUGUGUGGCACUUUCCUGAAGAGGGAACGAUUGGGGCACAAUACCAUUCUCUGGAAGACCAACGACGGCGACAAGCCUCGCAUUCGACUCAUGACAGGUCCUUUUUGGUUCGUGACAGCCUUUGUGACCAUCCCCAUCAUUUCGGCCAUCUCCUUUGUCCUUUUCUUUCAAUAUAUCGCGGGCUGUUUUCCCGUUUGGGUUUCCAUCAUUUGGGGCGUCUGUCUGGCAACAUGCCUCUUUUCUCUCGUGAGAGCUGCCACGAUGGACCCGGGCAUUCAAUAUCGAUACCUGGAAUCCCCACAGGAUGGCUGGAUCUGGAACGAUCAAGCCAAGACGUAUCGAUCUCCCACCGCCAAAUACGUGUCGACCUGUGCCGUGGUCGUGGAAGGAUACGAUCAUGUUUGUCCAUGGGUUGGAACUGCCAUUGGAGCCAACAAUAUGCGCUGGUUUCGACGGUUUGUAUGGAUGGUUGGCAUUUGCUUCGUGCUAGAUGCAAUCUUGAUCAUGAUGUAUGCUCACGGAGGAAUCUCCACCGUCACGGUUGGGUGCAGUGGAUUAUGAUUAGAGAAGCAACAAGGCAACACAAUCACGCCAAAAGGAUUGAAAAAAAUUAGCUACGAUCGGUACCGCAACCGAACAACCUCCAUGAUUGAAAACUUCUUUUUCAUAAAAACGAAAGAACACAACAACUUACUUGCACAAGGAUUGGGUGAUGGCAAGGCAAGAUUGACUCACAACAACAAUAACAACAUCAACAGCAAAAAAUAGCACAAGAUACGGGAGCUACUCAUUAGGGGCAGGGAGGUAUGAUUGGAUCAUGUCUUGAACAGCUGUACGCCCUCGAUCGGUUGAUUGAUUAU
This is a messenger RNA of Seminavis robusta, 1400 nucleotides long. NCBI's taxonomy places the organism in Eukaryota, Bacillariophyta, Bacillariophyceae, Naviculales, Naviculaceae. The record is from the annotation of a GenBank genome assembly.